Messenger RNA from Chondrus crispus (carragheen), 1092 nucleotides. RefSeq lists its product as hypothetical. Bases 1 to 900 code for a protein of 299 amino acids. The transcript has 2 exons. The record is from RefSeq and is a predicted model, not a curated record. NCBI's taxonomy places the organism in Eukaryota, Rhodophyta, Florideophyceae, Gigartinales, Gigartinaceae.
AUGGCGCUCUUUCUGCGCGAGCUGCACGCCCAGGCCAGCCGCGCAGAGGAAUUCCCCGUCGAGAGCAUGGCUGCCGCGGUUGUUAAACUCGAGAGGUCGUACGCGUACUUGGUGGACAAUGUGUGGGACGUGUAUAACUCGCUGGAGAAGGACGUGUUGUUUCCGUGGGUCGCGAAAGGCGUGCCGGAGAAUUACGCUGUCGCGAGGGCUUUACUGCUUUUUGGGAAGGAGAGGGAUCGUAUCGAGGAUACUGUCGAUAUGUUGCAUAACAGGUUUUCGAGGGCCGUUUGUAGCACCGGGUACGCGUACUCGUCCAUGGGCCCGUGUAGGAGGAAACGCCAGUGUGCAAGUAAGAAGAGGAGGGGAAAGAGGAGGAGGGAGCGCCAGGAUAAAAAGAUGAGACAAGCAGCAUUGAAUGGGGAGUCGGGGGAGAGUGAGCAAGUGAGGAGGAAGAAAGCCAACAUGCAGAUCAGGGAGGGCUACAGUCCGACGGAAGAGGAAGGGAAGACAGCGGUAGGAAACAAGUUGAGGGCGAUGAACCCGGAUGAAGUUUUGGUGCUUGCAAAGGAGAUGGGUGAAAUUAUUGAGGAUACAGAGAGGUUGCAUAAGACAGAGAGGGGGUUGCUCUAUCCGCUUAUCGCAGGUACGUUCCCGGAGCACGAGCAGGCCAGGUUGACAAAUGUGCUCGUAUACUCUAUGCGUGCGGCGUUGGCCAAAUUUACUAUAACCAUUUAUCAUCAGGCGGUCGAGAAGCAUUCGGCCAGGUCGCAGUGGAGUAAUUACAAGAAGGAGGUCCCCUUGCCAAUUCGCGUGUACACACCCGUGUGGAGGAAACGCUUGUUUGACGAUAGCCCACUCGGAUGGCUUCGCACCAGCAAGCCAAAAAAUCUUCUCAAGUAGAUCGAAGUGCGGCACGGGCAAGUCCAGGAGAACUUCAAAUAGUCCGGUUUUGAGUCGGCAACGAGUUAACAUUUUUGAACCAGGAGCCUUUGUCAGAAUCGCAGGGAUGCAAGCAGAGUUACGAGUGCGAUACUGUAUAUAAAAUAGGAGUUCAUGAGCGGCAGGUUUCCACACGCAACCUCGCACCGCUUG